GGCCAGGAUGAAAGUGAGGCCCUUAGCUAGGUUCUGGGGAGGGCCCGCCGCCGUUUUCGGCGUAGCCCUGGCGGCCCGCGUGGCCCUAAUCUUCUACGGUCUCUACCAGGACCGUACCCUAGUGGUGAAGUUUACGGAUAUCGACUACCGGGUGUUCACGGACGGGGCGCGCUUGGUGACGGAGGGCCGCUCCCCCUACCGGAGAGCCACGUACCGAUACACUCCUCUGCUAGCCUGGCUCCUCACGCCCAACAUCUCCCUCUCCGAGCUCUUCGGCAAAUUUCUCUUCAUCAGCUGCGACUUGCUCGCCGGCUUCCUUAUGUUCCGUCUCCUGCUCCUCACCGGUUUGAGCCCCUCACGGGCGUGCGGCUACUCGGCCUGGUGGCUGCUCAACCCGCUGCCCCUAGUGGUGUCCAGCCGGGGCAACGCAGAGUCAGUCAUCGCCGCUCUGGUGCUGACAGCGUUGUACUUUCUAGAGAGGAGGAAUGUGGUAAGGGCUGCCUUGGUCUACGGCCUGGCGGUGCACAUGAAAGUGUACCCGGUGACUUACAUCCUUCCCAUAGCCCUCUAUUUGCAGACUGAGCCCGGUGAGGCGGAGAAGGACCGCUCCAAGAAAUGCCUCCUGGCUCGUAUUUGGGGACUGGCCGGGAGGCUGUGGAAUCGGGAUGUGCUGCUCUUUGGAGUGGUUGCUGGACUCACAUUUUUUACCCUCGGUUUAGGGUUUUACUACAGAUACGGUUGGGAAUUUUUGGAGCACACUUAUCUUUAUCACCUUACCAGGCGAGACAUACGACACAAUUUUUCCCCAUACUUCUACAUGCUCUAUUUGACAGCAGAGAGCAAAUGGAGUUUUUCACUGGGACUGGCAGCAUUUUUGCCACAGUUGUUGUUGCUUGUAGUUGUGUCUUUUGCUUAUUAUAGGGACCUUGCCUUUUGUUGUUUCCUUCACACUGCCAUUUUUGUAAGUUUUAAUAAGGUUUGCACUUCCCAGUAUUUUUUAUGGUACCUCUGCUUACUGCCUCUUGUGAUGCCACAAAUAAGGAUGUCCCUGAAGAAAGCUAUACUCCUUCUUGGGCUGUGGUUUAUGGGACAGGCCUUAUGGCUGACUCCUGCUUAUUUCCUUGAAUUCCAAGGAAAAAACACCUUUUUGCUCAUUUGGUUAGCUGGAUUGCUCUUCCUUUUUAUUAACGGUUACAUACUGAUUCAGAUUAUUUCUCAUUAUCAGUUGGGAAAGUUAGCCAAGAAAAUCAAAUUUCAGUAAUGGGUAAUAUUAAUGAUGUGGUGUUUCUGUGAUUUAUGCCCACUAAAUGGGCCACUAAAAUACUUUUUAAAAUGUUUUAACUUAAGCUUUGAGCAUUUUUAUCACCCCCAAAGACAUUCAAUUUAGGUCUCAAAACUUAGUUUAAGCCAAAAUCUGAAGUAGAAUGGAGGGAGAAAACUGGAGAGAUUGUUUCUUCUUGUGGAUGCAACUCUUUUGAAGAAUACUAGUCAAAGGAGAGUUAAGCUUUAAUAGAAUAACCUUUCACUUAGUCUUUUGGGGCACAUUAUUGUAAAGGAUGAAUGAAUGUUCUCAGUUGCCAAAGAAAUACUUAAUAUAAUAAGUAGAAAUCGUUUGCUGCAAGAUUAAUGCCAAUGGGAGUUUAGUCCAACAGAAUCCAUUUAAUAAGCCUAGUGAGUUUAUUAUGCCAUUCCAUUGUGUCUUUGGUUAAAUAAAAUUUUAACUUCCAAGCAUUCUCUUUUAUAAAAUGGAGUUAGCAAUCAUCAGACUAACUUGUAAUAACAACUAAAUAAACUGCUAAAUUAAACAUUAUUGGAUUAGGUAAAAUAUUUUUUCAUUUAAAUAAAGUUGAGUGGAAGUUUGCAGGGAAUAGAUGUUGAAUAAAACAAAUUUAGAUUGUUGAUCCAGGAUUUUUCCAUUUGACUUGAAGCUGAACAACUAAAACCUUCUAUGUGUGCUAUUUUCCUGUUAGAAUGUGAGCUCCUUGAGAGCAAGGACUGUUGUACUUUUCUUUCUGUAUCUCAGAGCUUAGCAUAAUACUUUGUCCCUUGUAAGUGCUUAAUGGAUGCCUUUUCUUUUUUUUUUUAAAUCCUUAACUUCUGUGUAGGGAGAAGAGUGGUAA
Molecule: messenger RNA, 2120 nt
Organism: Gracilinanus agilis (Agile Gracile Mouse Opossum)
Lineage: Eukaryota; Metazoa; Chordata; Mammalia; Didelphimorphia; Didelphidae
Gene: PIGM
Product: phosphatidylinositol glycan anchor biosynthesis class M
Exons: 1
Coding region: 8-1261 (417 amino acids)
Biological process (GO): GPI anchor biosynthetic process
Cellular component (GO): membrane; glycosylphosphatidylinositol-mannosyltransferase I complex
Molecular function (GO): alpha-1,4-mannosyltransferase activity; GPI mannosyltransferase activity
Source: RefSeq, a predicted model, not a curated record